This is a messenger RNA of Protopolystoma xenopodis, 627 nucleotides long. The record is from the annotation of a GenBank genome assembly. Lineage: Eukaryota; Metazoa; Platyhelminthes; Monogenea; Polystomatidea; Polystomatidae.
AUGAGGCGAUUGAAGAAUCAAAGAAUCCGGUGUCGCAGGGUCCAUUCAAUUUGCCACCCACCACGUCAUCCAUCACUCGGCCUUUCUGGGCGACCAGCUAUACACACUGGGUUUCUAUACAGUGUGAAAAAGGAGCCAACAUUUAGCAAAAUCUGGGACACAUCAAGUGGCGUCGAUUUCCUGUUUCUCACGUGCCUGGCUCCUCUUCGCCGUAUUCCUCAUUAUGCUCUUCUUCAGCUGCAAUUUUUCUAUUUUCACAUUCUCGCUCUAAAGAUUGUGCUUGUCUUGCGCAUUAAUUUCCUAUCCACCUACUUCCGACCAACCUCCUCCGCCUGCUUCUGGUCAGGCCGAUUCCGUCUGCCAACGGCGGCAGGAUUUGCCUAUGUGAAUCGUGCUUUUUUCUCCAUUUAUCUUUCCUUCCACCUAGCCAUUGAUCAUAGCCGUAUCUUUCGCCUUAUCGGCCACUGUGAACGACCCCCCAGACGAUGUAGCUGGCAAACACGCAAGCACAAGCGCAACAACAUUCACGCAAAUUCAUACCCUGUCCAGCUGGCCGGCUUCCCCAAGAGCACAGGCACACGUGUACAUGCAUCCAAGGCGGACAAACAAGGAUGUGCACACACCUGA